Morone saxatilis (striped sea-bass) is the source of this 1291-nucleotide messenger RNA. Its product is annotated as regulator of G-protein signaling 9-like. Lineage: Eukaryota; Metazoa; Chordata; Actinopteri; Moronidae. The record is from RefSeq and is a predicted model, not a curated record. The annotation marks the transcript as partial. The transcript has 2 exons.
UGUGUCUGUUACCCUUUGACCUCACAGCUGUGCCGCUUCACUACUCCUGUCCCCCACCUCGCCGUCUACUCUGGCAUCUCUGACUUCCCCUCUGCCACCGCCUCGCCCUCUCUCCCUUUCCUGGCCCACACCCCGGCUUGUCCCUCCCCCAUCAGCGUGGCCUUGGACAGCACCUCGGCCUCUGAGCGGCGAGUGGAGGCCAGUGAAGGAGAAGGCGAGGGGAACCCUGCAGCUCGAGGCCCGGUAGGUGGCAACGUCUCCAGGUCUCGCAUGGCUCUGUCCCUACGUCGUCUGCUGAAGCGUGGCUGCACCCCUUCCACCAUGUUCGCCAGCUUGUCCCCGAAAUGCCACUCAGCUGCUGGGACAAGUAGUCGAAUCCAGCCUAUCAGCCCGGAUCAACCCAGUCAGGCUCCGCCCAGACGGAUUGCCAAUUUUUUCCAGAUUAAAGUGGAUAUUCCUCCAGAGUGCCGUAUCUACCCCAUAGAGUCCGAAGACGAGGAGGAGGAGAACAGGGCUGCCUCCCGGGGAGGAGUGGGAGCCAAAGAGAUCAUCUGUCCCUGGGAGAGCCUCACCCCACAGAACGGGACGGGCUAAUUGGCUGCAUUUACACCGGUAUAAAAGAUGGGGUUUUAAACUGUUUGUCCAUGACCUGACAGAGAUAAAAGAUCUCAUACAGAGCAUAAAGGGGGAAAAAAUCUCAGUGUUUAUCAAACCUGUGAUAAUGUGGCCAUAUUCUCACCACCAGGCCACAAACUACAACAUAAAUACCAAACAUCAGGAGACACAACAGUCAAUCUGGGACACGAUGGCUGUUGGUUUACAGUAGCCUAAGCAUCAAUUUACCAAGUUUUAACUACUUAAAGGAAACUUAUGUUUUGAGUGUCAAACACCAACCGCCUUUAGGACUGACCCAGUUUCAUGUCUGCUGCAGCAUAAUCAACCAUCAAACAAUCAUAGUUUCUCAAAAAUGUGGCUGAAUACACAGUGUUUUUUACAGCUGUUUAACUUUGUUACCGCACAGGAUUUUAGAAAUACUGGGCUCAUGAGUCCUAAUACUUCCAGUGUCCCUGCCCUCCAAGAUAUAUGCAAAAAGUAAGAUAAGAACUGUAAAAUGUCUGAUAUUUUUCUUUUUUGACUUUAUUAAUUUAAAGGUUCAGUGUGUAACAUUUAAGAGGAUCUAUUGGCAAAAAAAAUUAUUUAUAAGUAUGUUUUCAGUAGUUUGUAAUCAGUUACUAGCUAGGGCCUUUGGACGUAACUUGUGGUCGGGAAUGGAGGGUGAAACGAGUGAGUU